GCUCUUUGCCCAUCACUCAAACAUGGAUCUGAAAAAUAUUGGAUGUUUUUUACUGUUGGUCUGUUUGUCACAAAUCUAUAUAAUCAAAGGAAGUGCCAUCCCAUUAAAUGCUUCUAUAGCAGAUGCCAGAAGUAACGAAAUAUGCAUGAAAGAGCUAGGAUGCUUUUCAAUAACAGAUGAUUUUAAAAGUAUCCUGCACAGACCAAUAAAUGUGCUUCCUCAUGAUAGGGUGACAAUAAACGCAAGAUGUCUCUUAUACACCAGAAAGAAUGCCAAAGAGGCUCAUCAUCUCAUUGCUGGAGAUAAGGACAGCAUUCUUGAAUCAGACUUAGAUCCGGAAAACCCCGUCAUUUUUAUUGUACAUGGAUUUAUGGAUAGUGAGCUUUAUGGGCCAUGGAUGGUGUCUAUGAAAGACGAGUUCCUAAUGAGUGGAGAGUACAAUAUCAUCAUUGUGGACUGGAGUGGUGGAAAUAAACCACCCUACUAUCAAGCUACAGCAAACACAAGAGUAGUAGGAGCGGAAAUAGCUUUAAUGAUCCAAACUUUAGAGAAACUAAAAGGCAUUAAGAGAGAAGACUGUCACAUAAUUGGACACAGUCUCGGAUCACACGUGGCUGGUUAUGCUGGAACAAGACUGAAAACAUUAGGACGAAUCACAGGUUGUGAUCCAGCUGAGCCUUACUUCCAGAAUAUGCCACCUAGUGUAAGGUUGGAUCCUACUGAUGCCGAUUUUGUGGACGUCAUUCAUUCAGAUGCUACGGACAUCAUGUUUAUCGGUUUUGGAAUGAGUCAUAAGGUUGGACACAUAGAUUUUUUCCCUAACAAUGGCAGAAACCAACCUGGAUGCAAGACGGAUAAGUUCAAGUCUUUUAUUACGGAAGGAUUGAAUGAAGGGGCAAGACGCUUUGCAGCUUGUAACCAUCAGCGCUCCCUAGAUUUUAUGCAACACACUAUCAACUACAAGAAGAUAGUCCCUGUAGGUUAUGAAUGCACAGAUUGGAAGGAUUUCCUUGAUGGCAAAUGUGCUGAAUGUGGAUCAGACACGAAAAGAUGUGCUAUAAUGGGAAUUAGAGCCGACGAGUAUAAACAAUUUAGAAAUAAUUCUAUUCAACAUGCUCUUUACCUCAAAACUUCAGGAAAAUCUCCCUUCUGGUUAUAUCACUACCAAAUAGCAAUAAAAUUAUUCAAACCACGGACAUCGCAUAAGGAUGUCAAAGGCACACUGGACGUUACUCUUUUUGGAAAAAAAGCUGAUGAAUUAGUUCAUGUGCAAAGCACAGCGGCUGAUUUCUACCACGGAGCUCGUUAUCAGUACCUUGUUACAACUGAAAAGGACCUUGGAGAUAUCAAAUCUGUCAGUAUAAAAUGGAUUAGUGCAUCUAAAAAUCCAAUUGAUUUGAUCAAAAAACCACUGCUUCACGUAGAGUAUGUGACAGUUAUACCAAUGAAUGAGAUUGAAAAGACGCCUAGAGACAUGACGAAUCGAGUAUUCUGCGGUAAACCUGAUAAAGGAAUACCACAAAAGACAAUAGCAUCUUUUCUGAGAGACGACAAGUGUCUUAAGUUUCUCUAACUUCAAUAUAAUGUAAAUAAAAAGAAGCUUACCUAUGUUUGGACUUUCUGCGGAAUAGAAUAAAUGCUUACCCAUAUA
Messenger RNA from Uloborus diversus, 1651 nucleotides. Its product is annotated as pancreatic lipase-related protein 2-like. Bases 23 to 1573 code for a protein of 516 amino acids. Gene Ontology annotation, molecular function: triacylglycerol lipase activity; protein binding. Gene Ontology annotation, biological process: lipid metabolic process. The record is from RefSeq and is a predicted model, not a curated record. Lineage: Eukaryota; Metazoa; Arthropoda; Arachnida; Araneae; Uloboridae. The transcript has 10 exons.